AGAUCAAAUAAAUUACCGAGUACAUUUGUCGAAAGCAAAAUAAAGGUGAACGACGUAUCUGGAAAAUUACAAAAUCUGGGUUUCUUCAGGAUUUUAUCAUUUCUUCAAUAAAUAAAUAAAGAAAUACUCUUACAACAUAAAUAACUCUUCCUCACUCCCAAAUUAAUCACAAAUUCAAGCUCUAAAACCCUAAUUUCAAUGGACGAAAACAGCAUUUUGGAGAGAGAAAGGUACCAAAUUGAGCAAAUCCGGGAGCUCGAUGAUGAAGAAUUGCAGAUUGAAGAAGUCGAAGGUUUACCCGAGGACUCCGAUGAUGAUCAUGCUAUGUUGGGUGAAUUUACAUUUGACACUUGUCUGGCGUCAUUGCAUACCUAUUUGGGCGAGGUGGAAGACACUCAUCACAGGACAGCUUUUGUUGAUACUGGCGCCAUUUUGACUCUCCCUCUUUUUUAUCUUGAAGGUGUAGUACUGUUCCCAGAGGCAACUCUUCCUUUAAGAAUCAUACAGCCGAAUUUUAUAGUAGCUGUAGAAAGAGCAAUGGGUCAGAUUGACUCCCCUUAUACCAUAGGUGUGGUUCGUGUUUUUAGAGACCUUGAUUUUGGAAGGUUAAGGUUUUCAGCUGUUGGGACUACUGCAGAGAUUCGACAAUAUCGUCGUUUGGAGGAUGGAUCCGUCAACGUAGUUACUCGUGGAAAGCAGCGUUUCCAUGUUAGACGCCAUUGGAUCGAUACUGAUGGAGCUCCUUGUGGAGAGAUUGAGGUCAUUGAAGAAGACUUGCCUUUGAGGACCCCACGUGAUGCAUUUGGAACCUUACCGCCAUUGAGGAACCUUAGUAGCCCGAGCUUUUCUGAUGCUACAAAAUCUCAUAAUCAGGCUAAGAGACAUAGAGAUGCAGUUGAAAGCAAUUGCUCUGAUGCAGAGUCGGAGGAAAGUUAUCUGAAUGAGCUUUCAAUUUCAGAGAUGAGAUUGCAUCAAAAUGCUGUUGAGUCGUGUUGUGCAUAUGAUACGAUUGACGAGUCAACAAGCAGUGAUGAUGAUAAAUAUGUUUGUGAAUCAGAGCUUCACUCUGGACAAUCUAAAUCAAGUGAUGGUUCAUCACAAUCAAAGUGUCGAAGGAGAAUAGAUGCUACCUCAGGAGUUUCAAACAAAGGUGAAAUUAACCAAUCACCUCAGAAAGGAGUUGCAUGGGGGAAGAGAGGAAUGUCUGCCAAUUUGAAUCAGUUCCGUGCAGUUCCCAGAGCAUUUUUGCCAUACUGGGUUUACCAGAUGUACGACUCUUUCACUCUUGCUCAAAAGGCAGCAGAUAUGUGGAAGCAGGUUGUUGGAGCGCCUAGUAUGGAUGGGUUUGUUAGAAAGCCUGAUAUCUUGUCAUUUUACAUUGCCAGUAAAAUUCCUAUAUCCGAGUCUACAAGACAGGAGCUGCUAGAAAUUAAUGGAGUCUCCUAUAGAUUACGUCGAGAAAUUGAACUUCUUGAAGGUUUUGAUCGUGUAAGGUGUAAAAACUGUCAGACUGUAAUUGCCAGGCGAAGUGAUAUGCUGGUGAUGUCUAAUGAAGGCCCUCUUGGUGCAUAUGUUAACCCGAAUGGCUUUGUGCAUGAGAUAAUGACUCUUUACAAAGCCAAUGGUUUGGCGCUGAUUGGCCGACCAAGAGAAGAAUACAGCUGGUUUCCAGGAUAUAAAUGGACCAUUGCCAACUGUGCUACAUGUGAGAGUCACAUGGGUUGGCUCUUUACUGCCACAAACAAGAAGUUGAAGCCAAAAACUUUCUGGGGAGUUCGGAGUUCUCAGGUUGCAGAUGACAUGCGAUAAGAGUGUAAUUGCUUCUUGAAUCUGUUAUAUGUACUUGUACUUGUAUUUGCUCCCAUGCCAUAGUCUUGUUUGGGAGAAUAGGUGUCUAUUCGAACAAAUGAGACUAAGCUAUCGAUAGAUUUUCCUGUGUAGGACAGGCAUCUAGAAGUACAUAUGAGAUUGUAUAGACUACAGUCUAUAGAGUAGCUCUUUCUUGUAGCUUUGUUUGCUGUGUAUGUUGCUUGUAAGAACUCAAACGAUAUAUCAUGUGCACAAGUUGGUUUCAUUAAUGCUGAAUGAACUACAGCAAAGAAACCUUGGAGGACGGUGUGAUGACUUUUGGAGAAGCUGUCCUAGAAUCAGAGAUUAUUAGGGAUUGCUGAAGUGUUUUUUUUCGCCUGUAUGGAUGGUCAUAAAGAUGAGUAAAACCGGAUCUUUAUAUAGCUUUCGUAUAACCAGAAAUAUUUACUGGGUAAUUGAAUAAAAUUCAAUACCAGAAUUCUUUUUGCAGAUUAA
Molecule: messenger RNA, 2304 nt
Organism: Chenopodium quinoa (quinoa)
Lineage: Eukaryota; Viridiplantae; Streptophyta; Magnoliopsida; Caryophyllales; Amaranthaceae
Exons: 10
Coding region: 199-1809 (536 amino acids)
Biological process (GO): protein ubiquitination
Cellular component (GO): Cul4A-RING E3 ubiquitin ligase complex
Source: RefSeq, a predicted model, not a curated record